AUGAGCUUACUGAGCAUAGGCUCAUCCCAUCAAAACAUUCCCUUAAAAACUUUGGCCUUCAUCGAGGCCAGAGUUUACAAUUCAUCAGCUCAGGGCCAAGUUCCUCGACGGUCGUCCUCAUUAGGCCCGAUCCGAGAGGAACUUGGCUCUUCAUUAAAAUCACAAGCUCUGGCCAUUGCUAAGGCCAGAGCUUCGCAAACCAUCCUCGGGGCCGGUUUCCUCAAAAACCGCCCUGAUUCGGGGCGGCCGGAGAGGAAACCAGCCCCGAAAGAGUUCCCAUACGAAGCUCUGGCCAAAGCAAAGGCCAGAGCCUGCAAAUACAAUCCUCAGGGCCGAGUUUUGCGAUGA
Messenger RNA from Trichomonas vaginalis G3, 348 nucleotides. RefSeq lists its product as uncharacterized. The coding region runs from base 1 to 348 and encodes 115 amino acids. Lineage: Eukaryota; Parabasalia; Trichomonadida; Trichomonadidae. The record is from RefSeq and is a predicted model, not a curated record. The transcript has a single exon.